UUGAAGCAAAACCAGUUUCGGAAUUUAGAUCAUUGUAGGUGUGUCCAGUGCUCGCAGGCAACUGGGAGGGAUUAAGUGCUAGGUCACCCUUCCCGGGGCACGAAAGGAACGAGUACUGUAAGCGGCGGAACGGACUUCGCGGGCUGAGGGGACGUGUUUUUAGAACGGACCUAGGACAGGAAGUGUGCUACUCCAUUAAGGGUUUCCCCACUCCCGGCUGACGCGGGGACGGUGAGGGGUCAUUCCUUGUUGGACUGCCGGAGGCAACCAUAAAUAAGCCUUUAGAUCUCCAGCGCCUGGAGCUGCUUUUUCUGGCUGCGGACAAUAGGAGCUGACCUUGUUGACUACUGUUUGUAGCGUGCAGCCCAGGGUCGGAGCCGAUGGCAGCUUGGACCGCGGCCCGCUGGAGCAGGGCAGCUGCCCAGUGCUUAUGGGCGCCAGGUCCCGGGUUCCGGGCGGCUCCUCCACGCGCCGCCCAGCCCGAGCCCCCAGAAUGCGGCCCAGCUCUGGGCAGGAUGCUGCACCUCACCGUGGCGGCUCCGGCCGGGCACAACAAGUGGUCCAAAGUCCGGCACAUCAAGGGUCCCAAGGACACUGAAAGAAGUCGCGUCUUCUCCAAGCUCUCUCUGAGCAUUCGCCUGGCAGUCAAAGAGGGAGGCCCCAACCCUGAGCUCAACAGCAACCUGGCCAACAUCUUAGAGGUGUGUCGCAGCAAGCACAUGCCCAAGUCAACGAUUGAGGCGGCACUGAAGAUGGAGAAAACCAAGGAUGUUUAUUUGCUGUAUGAGGGUCGAGGCCCUGGUGGCUCUUCUCUGCUCAUUGAGGCGUUAUCUAACAGUGGCUCCAAGUGCCAGUCGGACAUUAGACAUAUCCUGAACAAGAACGGGGGAAUGAUGGCUGAAGGAGCUCGUCAUUCCUUUGACAAAAAGGGGGUGGUUGUGGUUGGAGUGGAAGACAGAGAGAAGAACGCCGUGAACCUGGAGCGUGCCCUGGAGCUGGCAAUUGAAGCAGGAGCUGAGGAUGUCAAGGAGACAGAAGACGAAGAAGAAAGGAGCCUCUUUAAGUUUAUUUGUGAUGUCUCUUCACUGCAUCAAGUGAGGAAGAAGCUGGACUCCCUGGGCUUGUGCUCUGUGUCCUGUGCGCUGGAGUUCAUCCCCAACUCGAAGGUGCAGCUGGCCGACCCCGACCUGGAGCAGGCCGCCCUUCUCAUCCAGGCUCUCGGGAACCACGAGGAUGUGAUUCGUGUCUAUGACAACAUUGAGUAACCAGGCCUGUGUGGCCCUAGGUUCCUUCCAUAGACUUGAGCAAAUGGGGGGCCUAGCAGGUUAGGAGAUCUAAGACCAGGAUUUGUGGUCUUGGGGCCAAGGAAUCCCAUGCUUCUGUGGAGGCCUUGUCAGCUUUGCUGGCCUCUCAGGGUCUACCUGGAUGAAUAUGAGCCCCUGAUACUGCUGGAUGCAGGGUGAGACCAGUCAGCUGGUCAGGCUCUGAUCUCAAGUAGUUGGCUCUGUGAGGAUUGCAGGUGCCCAGAGGCUCUGUGUACUAGAAGCUGCUCCUAAGUAAUAACAGUGAUUGAACUUGGUUGCUGUUGGGUCGCACUUGAAUUUUCCUGAGUUUGGGUCUACCUGUUGGGACCCUCUGCUCAAGAGGCUUAGUUCUGUGACUCCAAUCCCAGGCUUAUUGAUUGUGUUUUUACUUAUUUGAAAGAGAGAGAGGGAGAGAGACAGAAAGAGACCUUCCCUCCACUGAUUUAUUUCCCAAAUGGCUGCAGUGGCUAAGAUGGGGCCACACCAAAGCCAGGAGCCUGGAACUCCAGCUCUCUUUGGCUGUGGGCAGAAUACUGGGACUAUUUUGCAUUGCUUUUUCAGACACAUUAGCAGGGAGCUGGAUUGGAAGCAGGGCAGUUGGGUCUCAAACUGGCAUUCUGAUAUAGGAUGCUGUUGUCAUAGGUAGUGGCUUAACUCACUAUACCACAAUGCUAGUCUCCUGUUUGUUUUUUGUUUUUUUUUGUUUGUUUGUUUUUUAUUGGCCAUAGAAAUGUACCUCUAUCCAGGUACUUCGUGGUCUAAUGGUCUAUACUUGUCUUUUAUUCAUGCAGCUAGUAUUUCUGGAAUACCUACAAUAUACUAGGAACUGUACUUUAGAGCACACGCUGUUCAGAUGGUGCCCUGUUAGAUCCUACUUUAAGACAUGGAACCUUUGGCUGGCACUAUGGCAUUGUGGGCUAGGCCUUUGCCUGUGGCAUUGGCAUCCCAUAUGGGCAAUGGUUCAGAUCCUGGCUGCUCCACUUCCAAUCCAGCUUCCUGCAAAUGGCCUGGGAAAGCAGCAGAGAAUGGCCCUAGUGCUUGGGCACCUGCACCUACGUGGAGACCGAGAAGAGGCUUCUGACUUCUGCCUUUGGAUUGGCUCAGCUCCAGCCAUUGCGGCCGUUUGUGGAGUAAACCAGCAUAUGGAGACCUUUCUCUCUGUCUCUCCGUCUCUCUGUAGCUCUACCUCUCAAAUAAAUAAAUCUUAAAAAACAAAAUGGAACCUCAGAGGGAAGACAAAGGACUGCUCCCUGCUGGAGCUGCCCAAGGCAGCACGAGUUGCUGCCUGUGCAUCUUGGUUCACUUCGCAUGGCGUUGUGCCCUUCUUCCACCAGACAACUUAAGGCUGUAGCCAUGAAGAUCAAGUGCCAAUAAGAGACCCCCCUGAUAAGAGUUGACUUGUUAGCAGAUUGGGCUUCUCUCAGGAAGAGCUGUACUAAGCUCAUUUUGAAAACUGCUUUGUUCCCAGAAAGGCCAAUGCUAGCUCCUUUUCGCCUCUGAUGCCAAAUGACAGGGCACUGGAGACUGGAGAGAAAAUGAGAACAUGGCCAGGCAGGAAUUAGGGCCCUUGGCACCUUUUGCUCAAGAGUGCUUCAAAAAGUUCACAGCAAAUACAUAUUACCUUAACAACCACAUGGAUUUCAAGAUGUUUUUUCACUAAAGUAAACUCAUUUAUUUAUUUAUUUAUUUUGACAGGCAGAGUGGACAGUGACAGAGAGAGAGACAGAGAGAAAGGUCUUCCUUUUUGCCGUUGGUUCACCCUCCAAUGGCCGCCACGGCCGGCGCACUGCGGCCGAUGCACCACGCUAAUCCAAAAGGCAGGAGCCAGGUGCUUCUCCUGGUCUCCCAUGGGAUGCAAGGCCCAAGCACUUGGGCCAUCCUCCACUGCACUCCUGGGCCACAGCAGAGAGUUGGCCUGGAAGAGGGGCAACCGGGACAGAAUCCGGCAUCCCGACCGGGACUAGAACCCGGUGUGCCAGCGCCGCAAGGUGGAGGAUUAGCCUAGUGAGCUGCGGUGCCGGCCAGUAAACUCAUUUUCUAAUUCCAUUUUUCUUUUUGAAGUAUCCUCAUAGUCACUUCUAGCUUUAGAGAGGCCAGGAGUGCCAGCCACCUUUGGUGGAGCCUGUUAAGCAUGUCAGGUCAGGAGUGGCUUUGGGAUCCUUGUUACCCACCUACUUAUUAGUUGUUCCAGCCAGUUCUGGGCUCAGAGUAAUUAUCCUGAAGGAGCUUCAGGCAAAAAAAGAUGGAAAACAACUAAGAUCAAUUUGACUAUACAUAACUUGAGCUUCUAGAAAAAACAGAUCACUAAUUCUACAGUGACUUCAACAGUUGGAGAGCAGGGCCAGGGGUUGCGGGGGUGGGCAACCAAUGAAGGAAUCCAUGAUUGCAUGCCAAAAUAUAUGCUCUUAUACCUCAUUGCAUAAUCAUACUAGCCAGGAUUCUUUAGUUUUUGUAGGAGAUAUUCCAUCCAAAUAUCUGAGAAACACAUCAGAAUCAAGGACCUUGAAGUUUAUAUGCUGCUUCAUAAUUUAUAAGAUACUUUUAUCUGUUAUUUGAUUUUCCUAAAAAAAGCUUACAAAAUAGCCCAAUUCUAUGCAUUCAUACUAAGCAGGUGAGAACAAAUCUAAUACCACACCUUGUCUUUAUAGACAUUGGUUUAUAAAAUAGCUGUUUUGGAACUGUAGGAUAUAAAUUAACUGGAAGGAAUCUAAUCAUUUCUAAUCUGAGAAAUCUGUACUAAGUGAGCCCGUUCUUGAAGGGAACUUGGCGACUCAAGUGAAUAGGCCUCUGCUAAUCUAAUGUAAUUUAUUAAUGUGGAUUGUCGCGUCACUGAUUUUCUACAUCAGGGCAUGCUUGUAGUAUCUCUUUGGCUUUGGGCUGACCCCUGGUGGUGCUCUGCAGAAAUGAACCUUUACUUUAUCUCUUCUGCUCUCUGGAUGCGGUAAAGAUUUGGAGCUAGUUAAAUAAAGAUGGUUACAUCCAGAUGA
Messenger RNA from Oryctolagus cuniculus (rabbit), 4291 nucleotides. RefSeq names its product translational activator of cytochrome c oxidase I (gene TACO1). The record is from RefSeq and is a predicted model, not a curated record. Gene Ontology annotation, cellular component: mitochondrion. NCBI's taxonomy places the organism in Eukaryota, Metazoa, Chordata, Mammalia, Lagomorpha, Leporidae.